This is a messenger RNA of Vicia villosa (hairy vetch), 1647 nucleotides long. RefSeq lists its product as uncharacterized. Gene Ontology annotation, molecular function: transcription coactivator activity. Gene Ontology annotation, cellular component: SAGA complex. The record is from RefSeq and is a predicted model, not a curated record. Gene Ontology annotation, biological process: regulation of transcription by RNA polymerase II. The coding region runs from base 293 to 1336 and encodes 347 amino acids. The transcript is spliced from 2 exons. Lineage: Eukaryota; Viridiplantae; Streptophyta; Magnoliopsida; Fabales; Fabaceae.
GCAAGGUGAAAUUCCCCAAUUUAUUGCACUUUGGAUAGGGAGAGAGAAAAAUAGUGUUUUAACACAAGAAAAAAGACCAAGGUUGAGGAUGGGAUUUUGGUUCUUUAGUCUUACAUGAAUCAAUCUCAGUUAGGGUUUGGUCUCUCUGAUCUCUUCUUGUUUCAGACACACUCUGCACCAAAAUAGCAAUUGGGGAUUUCAGACAGAACAUCUCAGCUUCAACUUCAUACUCAAUUCUUCAUUGUUGGCGAUCCAUUCUGUUGUCAAAGUUAUUGUGUGAAGAUCGAAGAAAAUGACGGUACCCAAACGGAACUAUACUCGAAUAAAUACGUUGGAGCUGAAAGCUCUUAUUCUACGAAAGAUUGGUAAUCAGAGAGCUAACAAGUACUUUGAUCAGCUUGGGAAAUUGGUUAGUUCAAAGAUCAGCAAGACUGAGUUUGACAAGAUUUGCAUCAUGACGAUUGGGAAGGAAAAUAUCGCUCUACACAAUCAACUCAUUAAGGCAAUUCUCAAGAAUGUCUGUCUGUCUAAAGUCCCACCUGUUAGAGGGUCUGCAAAAACAAGGAGUGUCUUGAAUGCGAAAGAUCCAAACCAGCAGCAGAUCAGUCCGAUUCAAAUGCGGUAUGGGGAUGCGUUUCCGCCUUCUCUACGUAGGGGUGGUUCUUUGGCUACCUAUGAAGCGGCGCUUAAGGGCUGCCAACCCCAAAGUCUUGCAUCUAAACAUUUGAUGUAUAAGACUCCAGAGCAGCAGAGUGCAACGGAGCUGAAUUCCCUUGGCAGUAGGCCUCCCAUUUCUGUGGAAGAUGGAGAAGAGGUUGAACAGAUUGCUGGAAGCCCAAGCAUUCAAAGUAAGAGCCCGGUUACAGCUCCACUUGGGAUAUCAAUGAAUUUCGGUUAUGGACGUAAAGCUCUUUCUAGUGCACCAUCAUGCAGAAAGUAUCCUCCAGAGACUUGUUUCAGCAAUGGAUAUCUCCCCGAUACGUCAUCUCUGAGGCGUCGUUUGGAGCAAAAGUUGGAGAAGGAUGGUUUAACUAUGACAGUGGAUUGUGUAAAUCUAUUGAACAAUGCACUGGAUUCUUAUAUGAAGAGGUUGAUUGAAUCCUCCAUGGGUUUAUCUGGGUCAAGCUUCGGAAAUGGGCACCAAAGACAGCAAAAUGGGCACUCUAUAGCUGAUUCGAAUAUACUGCCACCCAGAAGAUAUAUGCAAACAGCAACACAAUCUUCUGGCGCAUCUCUCUUGAAUUUUCGUGUUGCAAUGGAGUUAAAUCCACAAUCUCUUGGAUCAGAUUGGCCCACACAGCUUGAGAAGAUUUGUAUACGUGCUUCUGAAGAAUGAAGACUCUGUCCUUAGUAGAUCAGAAAUUUAGUUGCAGAUGUAAUCAAAAAGGUAGGCAGGAGUUGGUAGGAACCUGCAGUUGUGGUAUACUUUGAAUAUUGAACCGUGUUUACUUCAAAUUUUUGUCAGUUCCUUAAGUCACAAAAUGUGCCGAUACAGAAUAAGCCACAGCAUUUUAGAUAGAUUUUGAUAAUUGUUAGGGAGUAGGUCAUGUCAAUACAAGAGACUGGAACCUCUGAGUAGGAUUAAGAAGUUCAUUGUAUCAUGAAUGUAACACCAUUGUUCAAUAAUAUCCAGUUCUGAUUGUUAAA